Messenger RNA from Talaromyces stipitatus ATCC 10500, 3996 nucleotides. RefSeq lists its product as uncharacterized. The record is from RefSeq and is a predicted model, not a curated record. Lineage: Eukaryota; Fungi; Ascomycota; Eurotiomycetes; Eurotiales; Trichocomaceae. The transcript has 4 exons. The coding region runs from base 1 to 3996 and encodes 1331 amino acids.
AUGGCAGAGCAGACCAGUCACGAUGUGGUAAACCAAACCCGGUCGGGCGGCGAGCCUUCGUCUUCCGACGUUCCUGCGAGCAAAAAAGACAAGUACACUGCUGAAGGGGGCGAGGGGAGGAUUACCAAAAUCGAAUUCAACUUUGAAGGCAAAUCAUCCAAUAUGGAACAAUCCCAGCGUAACACAAGAACGACGGAUACAAGCGAGGCGGAGAAUUCUUCUGGUGAAGGAAGCAAGGAUACUGGUAGAAAUGGGUCAGCCGCUGUGGCGACGAGAGCGUUGGAAUUGAACGGAGUAGCAUCUAUGUCGGAUGGUGGUGAGGAUGGUGGCUCUCUCGGCGGUUCGGAUACAGAUACCAGUCGUAAUGAUGGCCGACAACAUCUCCGUACCAGUUCGAUGAAGAAACCAACCGCUUUCAAACCCGUGUCGUUUGCGAAAUUUUCAGUGCCCAAGGCGCCUGGAACCUCGGCGGCCCCGAAACUCGAUGCUGACGCUACCUUAGCGACUCUCUCGGUGACACCGUUAAGUGCCUCACCACAGCCUUCUACACGACCCCGUUUGGUAGCGAAGACGACGAGUGGAUUGGGAUCGUCAUCGAAACAUACGGCAGCUGGUUUAAAAGGACCUUCAAGUGGACCAGAUGCGAGCCAAGUCUGGAAUAAAAACAGGCCCGCUCAACCGCCGCCUACGAAGCAUCUAACAGAUGAAGAACUAAAGCAACAGUACGGCAUUCACAUGACGUCUCGAAUUCAAGAAGAUGGAAAUGGGACGGAAUCCAAGUGGGCGGAUAUCGAUGAUGACGAGGACGAUUGGGCGCCAGAAACCAUUGAAUGGAACGACGGAACGAAGAUCAAACUUACGCAUACCGAAAAUUCCCAGUCCUCACCACAAGAGAUUCGAGAUCGCACUGAUGCAAAGGAAGCAGCAAUACCAGCACAGCUACCUGCUCAGGAUAGUACAAAAGUUCUUUACCCCAAAACGUCCACUACCGUUGGACCGAACGCAACAGUCCUCCGUUUGGGAGCGAACGCGGAAAGGCAGCAACAACAGGCGAAGGCAGUGAUUGCCUCAAAGUCAGGAUCUGAUAAGCCUACUUUGACAACGAAAUCCCCAGCACCUGUUCCAAUGAAGUCUCCAUGGGCUCCUUUACCCCCUGUUGAAAAGGUCUCUCCGGUAAACCCUCCAGUUCAAACCGUGCAAAGCCACCAUGCCCCUCGUUUUCAGGCUAGAGAACAGGCAAUUCCUGACAAGAACAUACCUGCGCGCGAAAUAGCAGCUGAUGACUUCAAUCGGUCGUGGAGGGAGGGUCAAUCGAAUGUUCCGCGAGAACUUUUUAACUCCCAGUCUGGCAGAUAUGAACCAGUGCCAGAUACGCGUAAGGGUUCCGUGCGCGAUGCUCAUAUGCGCCCGGCGACUGUCCUACAGCGGCCUGGUAAUCACGAAGUGGGGAGCCAUCCAGAGCCAUCUGCUGCCUUUCAGACAUACAGAUCGAGCCACCAAGAGCCUGGCCAUUGGGGUCGUCGACGUGCUUCGUCAAAUGUUAGUGGCGGUAGCGGGAGCUAUGGGCGCCGUAUGUCAAUUGGGCGACCAGAUAGUCAAGUAAAAUUUAAUGAAGGAAGACGGGGUUCCCAGGUCAAUGGAGUUGUAGAGAACUCGGUCUCACCAAGCGAAACAAUUCAUUCGAAAGAUUUCAUGCCACCUGAACACUCCGCACACCAACCAUCCUCAAAUCAGACAUGGCAACCAAAAAUGAGCACUUAUACUCCUCCUGGUACGCAGCCAGGAGGCAAACCUAUGACUUCGGACGAAGUCAACCGGGACUCUAACCAAGCUUCUGCUGAAGAUGUUAUUCUUAUGCAACAGCGAAUUAUGAAAGAGAAGCGUUUGGAAGCUCGUCAGCGGAGAUUAGAGCAAGAACAGAAGGAGGAAGCUGCACGCCGAGAACGUAUUCGCCUGAAGCUCGAAGCUUUAGGACCUGCUCCUGGGAAAGAGAAGGAGACCCCAAAGGUCGAAGAGCGGCCGGAAGCAACGACAGCACUAAGUAAGGGAUUUCCCAAAGAUCAGCUUGCAACGACCGGUGCACAAAAUACCGUACAAUCUCCACCGAAACCUCCUGUUCCUGAACCUAGCGGAGAGCCGAAACAAUAUGGAAUGAUGAGGGUUCAUCAUCCUGAAUCAGUUAAAAAAUUAGUCGCAGCCAAUGAGCGAGCCACUGAGAAGCCGUCGACCACUUCAAUGAUGAGCCAACGCAGCAUUUCCCCAUCGCGUGACGUGAAACAUGAGACGGUCAAGACCAACGGAGUUUUGCAGGACGAAUCGUUAUUGUCCAAAGAUCAAAACAUUGAUAUGCCCACAUUGGAAGAAAAAGACUCACAAUGGAGAGGCAAUCAAACUUCAUACACUCCUUGGGGAGCCGGGACUAAACUUAGUGCCCACUCUUCUCCUAGUUCUAAUAUGUGGAAGCCGCUCAGCAGCGAUAAGACCCUUGGCAAUGGCACUUUUGACCGCAAUCUGGCUGCGUUCUCACAUGAUCUCUCUCUCCGUGGACCUGUUGGUUUAACUGAGCCUCCCCCUAUUGGUUCAUUACCAAACAUGGAUAAAAAUGCUGGGUCGCAGCCAUUUGUCGGUGCGAGACUUGCACCAGAGCACAAGCAGUCACUAGCCCAGUCCGAUAGCACUCAUGCACCAUAUGAACCUUUCCAACCUAUUGGUCGCCCGCGGCCCAUUGGUCCUCCUAAUUCCCAGCAUAGCCCCUGGCAAGCUGAUGCGCGUCGGACUGUUCAGGCAGCGACCUCAGCUUGGGGUAACUUCCACUCGGUCGCAUCGAAGCAGGAGGCUGAAGCAAAUGCUAAAUUUCACCGAGAAUUUGAAGCCAUGCGCGACGAGCCCCCCGCCUCCCUCAACGUCACCUUCUCUGAGACUUGGCGUCAGGUGCGGUCUGGAGACCAAGUAGGCCAAAGGGAGGUGAUUGACGUGGUGAAAGCUACUAAAGCCACAGGUCCUUUACAAGCUCUCCAUGGAUUUGAUGCUCCUAUAGACAGUCUACCAUUCCCAGAGGCUCAUCCCCGGCCGUUUAGCGGUGUCCCCAACCGCGGAUCUCGCUUUUUCCCUACGAUUACGGAGCCGUACCGAGUCAGUGUUGCUGUGGAUGAUGGACGACCUCGGAGCCCAUCACCACCUCCUCCUGAGGCAUAUUCGACGCACCCUGCAUAUAGUGGUGAUGCUCAUCGACCUCUGGUUAAUUUACCUAUCCCCAAACCAAUAGUUCGCUUACCGCCAAAGAUUAGCCAGCUACCUCCGAAGCCACCGACGUUUGCUUCUAUGGCGGCGACGCAGUUGCGACCGCCGCAGCCCGUGAUGAGCGCAACUUCUUGGCAGGAUCGUAUCAAUGGGCUCUUUGGCAAGGCAACUCCAGAGAAGAAGCAUAUUCUGGCAGUUGCUUCUGCAACCAAGGAGCCACUAGACGUUCAGUCGCAUUUACAUCCAGCAGCUGUUUCGUUUCCUCAAACUAGAGGAGUCGGUGCUAAAAAUGCCGAAUUGGUAACCUCUAAAGAAGUUGAGGAAGAAGAAGCUAUUUUUGAAGACCGGGAAGCAGGUUCUCUGCCAGUUGUUCGUGUACCCGUUAUGGCACCGCCUAAUGCAUGGCACGCAGCCCUCCCGCCGCCAGCACGUCUUCGGCCCAAGGUUCUUAGACCGAUGCAGGUUCACAGCGUUGAACCAUUCGCUUUAGAAUUCCCCAAAAAGGAUGUGUCUGGGAAUUGGCAAAUCGUCGUCCAUAUUCCGGGGUGCGAUAAUGUAGCUUCUGUCGCUUUAUUGAAAAAGCUUUUUCUUACUUCUUCGCGACCGAAAGGAAACACCACUUUUCGUACUCGCAAAAGCGCCAAACCAAGGGAACCGGGGGCAAAGUACAAUGGCUCACAUAACAACAAACGACAGGGCUCGUCUUCUGACACAACCAGAAGUGGCGAAGGGAAUUCCCAUGCUUCGGGCAACUAA